GUGUAUUUGCCGUCUACACUCUACACGAUUCAGAUACAUUUCAUCUCCAUGAAUAGACGUGCUGCUGCCGCGAUCGUCGCGAUAUGUGUUUCCAUUAAAAUGCGUCGGCGUAAAAAGAGAUCUAUCUGGGUUAAAGAUUGGAUUAAAAGAAGAGCGCAGCUAGGGGCAUAUAACCAAUUGUUGACUGAAUUGAAAAACGAAGAUCCAGAAUGUUUUAAAAACUUUCUUCGGAUGACACACGACGAUUUCCAAUAUUUAUGUAACAAGAUUUCACCUGCGAUUAAGAAGCAAGAUACGAAUAUGAGACUAGCUAUUAGUGUAGAAGAACGUUUGGCGAUAACAUUAAGAUUUUUGCCAUCAGGAGAUUCGUAUCGAUCGCUCCCAUACCAAUUUCGGGUACCACAACAAACUAUCUCCAAAAUAAUACCAGAAUGCUGCGAUGCUAUCUAUAGAUGUUUAAAACCAGAUUACAUGGAGGUACCUUCAUCUGAAGAAUGCUGGGAAAAAAAUUCAGAAGAUUUCAAAAACAAAUGGAAUUUUCCAAAUGCUCUUGGAGCACUAGAUGGAAAGCACGUGGUCAUAAAAGUACCCCAACAUAGUGGGAACGUGUACUAUAAUUAUAAAGGUACAUUCAGCAUUGCGUUAAUGGCAUUAGUUGAUGCCAAUUACAAAUUUAUUUACACAGACAUAGGAUGCGAAGGGAGAAUCUCCGACCAAAUAUGUACCCUAUGUCAUUAUAGCUGAUGAUGCUUUUCCAUUGAAGGCUUAUCUUAUGAAACCUUUUCGUAAUCAACCUGGUCCUAAUCGUGUUUAUAACUACAGACUGUCGAGAGCUCGACGAGUGGUAGAAAAUGCGUUUGGUUUACUUGCAAACAGAUUUAGAAUAUUAAGGAAACCUAUAGAAUUAUGUCCUGAAAAAGUUAUAAAACUUGUAUCUGCAAUCUGCGUGUUGCAUAACUUUCUCUUGGAACGGAAUUCAAGGCAUGUGUAUGCACCACAAGGCACCUUCGACGAGGAAAUUGAUGGUGUAGUAACUCCUGGCAGUUGGAGACAAGAUCCCCCUCCGGAAAAUGUAUUGUUUUCAAAUAGACCAGUGGGAUCCAACAUGUCUAAUGAAAGUAAAGAAAUCCGUGAAGAAUAUACAGAAUAUUUUGUACCUCCUGAAGGCGAAGUUAGCUGGCAGUACAGAUACAUAAGUGGAA
Acanthoscelides obtectus is the source of this 1202-nucleotide messenger RNA. NCBI's taxonomy places the organism in Eukaryota, Metazoa, Arthropoda, Insecta, Coleoptera, Chrysomelidae. The record is from the annotation of a GenBank genome assembly.